UCUUUGCACGGAAUGCUUCCUUUUCUUUUUCGAUGGGAUUGCACUGUUUUCUCGCUUUCAACAGCUGCAUACUAAAAUUGACCAAUUUAAAUUGGCGCUUAGUCGAAAGUGUGAAAACCGCACCGCAGCAUUGGAAAGACAAUAACCUGUAUAUCCCUCGCUCUUGUAAUGUAUUCUGUUCCCCCGGAUAUCACUUCAUUUAAAAGUCCUAAUAUUUGAGAAAAGUAGAGCCAGGAGCACCUUCCCCAAGUGCAAAACAAUACAAUUUGAUCGGUAAGCCAUACGAAAGUAUAAUCAACAUCAAAAGCAAUUUUCUCUGAGGUAAAUUUAUUCCACCAGGUAUAUUGAUUACUUAACAAAUAACGCCAGAAAAGCUUUCCUUCGUCGUUAGCGAAUCUUCUCUUUGCGGGUGAUGGAUUGCCCUGGCCGCAGUAGGAUCCCAGUAAUUGAAAAACAACACCAUCAACUCGUACCGCGCAUUUGAGCAUUGUUCAUAAAAAAUGACCGAAUUAUAAGAGUGUUAGGAAAAGGACCUGUUCAGAUUGUAGUAAACACCAAAUGUAUAUCAUGUUUGUGUACAGUCGGGCUUCAGGAAAAUAGAUUGCGCGUGAUAUGAGAGCAGUGAGCGAGCAGCCGAAUACUCGAGUGCAAGUACAACAAUGAUAUUCACCGACAGCAAUUGAUUAUUUGGAACUGGUGGAGCUAUCAUCAAUCGUACUCAUGAAAAAAUAAAUGAUUUUUAUUAACCACAAGGGUAAGCAAUAUCCGAGAUAAGAAAGAAACUCUCUUUAUUAAACAGCUUGUCAGGAGAAGCUUCAUCACAGCAAAACAGCAGCGACAGGAAGGUGAAACUCGACCCUGGAGUCAAGGACCCCAAAAUGGCUGACGAAAGAUUUUCGCCAAGGGUUGUCAUUCCACUGAGUAUCCUGUCGGUGAGCACCAUAGUAACAAACACGAUGGUCUGUUUGUUGGUGUACAAGGUGAAAUCGAUGAGAAACUACACAAACGGAUUUGUAGUUUCAUUGGCGAUCUCUGACAUCUUGACAGGCGUCUCCAUGUUUAUCCAAUAUAACGCUGAACUUCAUGUGUGGUCAAAAGCUACCCUCAAUGUCCUGUACGCCGUGGUGCUCUUCGUAGGAGCAGCAAACCUUUGUGCAGUGACUUAUGACAGAUAUUUGGCGAUUUUGUAUCCAUUUUCGUACACGGAGACAAUAUCUAAAGUUUUCAAAAUCCUGGUUCCGGCAAUUUGGGUUUUUUCAGUAGUCGUCGCUUGUAUACCUCUCACUUGGAAAGGAAAUACCCAACUUCUCAACACCAAGAUUUACAUCUGCCUCGUGCUUGUUAUUUGCAUAGCUCUUCCUUAUAUUUUAAUAGUCUAUGCAAAUUACAAGAUAUUUCGGUUGGUCAGGCAAUGUGUGCGGCGAGAGAGAGAGCUCAGUAUCUCUUCGCAUAACACCAAAGCGGAACUGAAAAACGGCGUGAGGAAAGUAUCCUCUGAGGCGAAGGUGGCAAGAGUCUUCGCCAUCGCAUCGUUAAUGUUUGUGUUAAGCUACUUUCCAACUUUGUUUUACACUGCAGCGGCUGCUUUUGGUCAUGGUGAAGUUGUUCCAGGCCUUUUAAUAGAUUUCUCACCUUUCUGUGUGGUGUUUGGAUCUCUUGUCAAUCCAAUCUUGUACUCGUUCAUGAAGCCAGAUUUUCGAAGGGCCCUUAAGAAAAUUCUAACUGGACAGCGAGCACACCUGAACGCAAGAAGAUCUCAAAGGUCUUCGACGCCGAGUAUUGGUGACACAAACACCACGCCUUUUGUGCCAAAGAAAAUCAAGAAAAAGUCUCGAAUGGACGAAGUAUUAGAUGAUGGUGACGAGCCCUGUGCGAGUCUGACUGCGAGGAUUUUGCAACUGGAUUACAGCAAUCAGUCAAAACAAGGCGAAGAAACGCAACUUAACGUAUCACCAGUUUGACCAAAGAGGAAUCGAUCAUCCGGCUUUAUAUCUUUCCAAAAAAUGCUGGUGAAGAUAGUAAAUUGACAUUUAGCUUUACAUUAAUCUGCAUGAAAAAUACAACGAUCUGUCUUCAGAAAACAAAGACAACUUUAAAUGAAACCCUUCGCGAGUCAUAUAUAAUACUACGUCUACGAAACAGUAAUUUUAAGGAAACUAAGUCUUAAAAUUACAACAUUACCAAGAGAGGAAGAAAGGUCGCAUGGUAAACCCUCUCAAGUUAUUUUUAAUGUUGUAUCGAUUUUCCGUACGUAUAAUGUUACUGAGCGUUCUGUAGAUAUUUUUGAAGAGGCGCACUGUUUACGUGAGUAAACUUUGCGUCACGGGAUUGGCUAUUUCUAAACCCUCCUAGGAUUUCUGAAGCUGGGAGUGAUCUAAAAAUAAUUAGAGAGGGAUUACCUUGGUAUUAAGGUAUAAAUGAGGGAUUAACUCUCUUACCCUUCAUCCUCUCUUGGUCCUAUUAAUGCAAGUGGCUGUUAAGGACGUUCGCGCUAAUUGUUUCUGCGCAUCCUUACUGCGCGCGCAAAUUCAUACGCCACGUUAUGCAUCGAGCGCGCGCGCUAAGUACUAAAACGAACAAUGAUAGGGUUGAUGGCCAUUGCUAUAGCUUUGCUUGGAUUUAACGAUCUUGGACGUUCGGUGAUCCCCACUUUUGUUUCUAGAAAUAGAUUCCAUUUACAAUUAUCUCCACAUUAUCCAAAAAUGAACAAAAAAAAUCAAUGUGGGAAGUAAAAAAAAAGAAAAAAAAAAAAAAUUAAACAUUUCUGUCCAAGGGAAAUCGAAUCCUGCCAUUUUGUGGCUGUAAGGCGCGUGAAACUAUGGUCGCUAAAUGCUUUAAGGAACCUCGCCAGUUGACUAAAUUCACUUAAU
This is a messenger RNA of Orbicella faveolata, 2870 nucleotides long. Its product is annotated as dopamine receptor D1-like. Gene Ontology annotation, biological process: G protein-coupled receptor signaling pathway. Gene Ontology annotation, molecular function: G protein-coupled receptor activity. The record is from RefSeq and is a predicted model, not a curated record. Lineage: Eukaryota; Metazoa; Cnidaria; Anthozoa; Scleractinia; Merulinidae. Gene Ontology annotation, cellular component: plasma membrane.